Messenger RNA from Lotus japonicus, 1091 nucleotides. RefSeq names its product mitochondrial import inner membrane translocase subunit TIM22-3-like. The transcript has 5 exons. Gene Ontology annotation, cellular component: chloroplast envelope; TIM22 mitochondrial import inner membrane insertion complex. Gene Ontology annotation, biological process: protein insertion into mitochondrial inner membrane; protein targeting to chloroplast. The record is from RefSeq and is a predicted model, not a curated record. Lineage: Eukaryota; Viridiplantae; Streptophyta; Magnoliopsida; Fabales; Fabaceae. Bases 1 to 603 code for a protein of 200 amino acids. Gene Ontology annotation, molecular function: transmembrane protein transporter activity.
AUGGCGUUGAAUGAAACAGUUAAUCCGGUUGGUGAUGCCAAAUCUGCUCCCAAUUCAUCAAAUCCUGUAGGCCCUGCUGGUUGUCUUCUCUUCUUCGCUGCCAACUCUGCUUGCGGUGCCUUCACCGGCUCCAUCUUUGGCUAUGGUGCUGGAUUGGUUAAGAAGAAAGGCUUUAAACAAUCCCUUAUAGAAGCAAGAUCUAAUGCAAAGACAUUUGCAAUUUUAUCUGGAGUUGAUAGUUUGGUUGUCUGCAUCUUGGCAAGGCUUCGAGGAAAGGAUGAUGCUAUUAAUGCUGGGAUUGCUGGAUGUUGCUCUGGUCUUGCUAUAAGUUAUCCUGGUACACCUCAAGAACUUGUCCAGAAUUGCCUCACUUUUGGGGCUCUUUCUUUUAUCAUUGAAGGGCUAAGCAGGAAGCAAUCAGCACAAGCAUUAACAUUAACAUGUCCCCUUUCAAGCAAAACAAGUGUGCAAAGGCACAGCUAUACACCUCCCUUUGCACUUCCCCUUCAACUCCCUCUUUCAGAUGAAAUGCAAAGAGCCUUCUCCUCAUUCUGUGAGAAUUUGAGAAAAUGCAAAAAGGACAUUUUCCCUACAUCUAAUUGAGAACCAAGAUAUCAUGCCUUUUUUUUCUUUGUUUGCAUCACUUAAUUGUAAAUAUUCUAUGGAUCCUAUUUUAGAGUGUAAAGUUUAUAAAUUAGGAAUUAGAGAAAUCAGAAACCAUUUGUAUUCAAUAACUUGUUUUAUGUUAAUCAUGCUCCUAGUGGAUAUAGUGUGUUAUACAUACACAUUUGAUGUUCAAGAGUUUCAAUUAAGAAAAGCAAGUUAAAAAUGCUCAAGAUAUCAAGAAAGAAACAAUUACCUGUCUUUACAAAUGACUAAAUACAGGGAGUGCAGUUACAACUGAAUAAAAAAAGAAGUGCAAUUACAGUUUUAAGUUGUAACCCUAUUAAUAAUUUAAUACCAUUUUCUUUCUCUGUCUUGAAAUGUCUAUAGCUCAAUUUUUUCCUUUUUAGGGUAACUGAAUAUUUGUCGGAAAGGGCCAAAUCAAUUUUUUUCUGCAUCUUUCAUCUUUGAAGUGAUUUCACAACAAU